This is a messenger RNA of Panonychus citri (citrus red mite), 872 nucleotides long. Its product is annotated as astacin-like metalloprotease toxin 5. Gene Ontology annotation, biological process: proteolysis. Gene Ontology annotation, molecular function: metalloendopeptidase activity; zinc ion binding. The transcript is spliced from 6 exons. The record is from RefSeq and is a predicted model, not a curated record. The coding region runs from base 94 to 852 and encodes 252 amino acids. Lineage: Eukaryota; Metazoa; Arthropoda; Arachnida; Trombidiformes; Tetranychidae.
GACAAAUUAGUUAACAGUUGACUAAUUACGCUUUUCAAUUGACUAAAUUGUUACAAUUUACUAUGAUUUAAGUUUCAAUUGUUGAUAAAAGUUAUGAUUAAAUUGUUUAGUCUGAUUGUGAUUUUUUCAACACAAUUGAAUUUUAUUAAUUCAAUUCCAGUUAACCUUUCAGAGAAACAAUUUAAUCCAUUGGAAAAUCCUAAUCUCUUUCUUGGUGACAUAAAAAUCAAAUCAAAAUCAACCGGUAACAAACAAUCACUUCAAAACGCAAUUACAAACAACAAUCAACUAUGGACUAACAAUUUGAUACCAUUUGAAAUUGAUGACAAUCUAAGUGAUGCUUACAAAUUGAUUUACAAUUCAUUACUUUUAAUUCAAUCAAAAACUUGUAUCCGAUUUAAAUAUCGGACUGAUGAAAGUGAUUACAUCAAGUAUACUUAUGAUGAAGGUUGCUAUUCUUAUGUUGGCCGAUCGGGUGGUGAACAAUUAAUUUCACUUGGUGAUGGUUGUUGGUGCCAAGGAACAGUAAUUCAUGAGACUAUGCAUUCAAUUGGUUUCUACCAUGAACAGAAUCGUUCAGAUCGAGAUGAUUUUAUUAUCGUUAAUUUGAAUAACGUUAUCCCAGGAUUAGGGUCACAAUUUAUCAAAUUAAGACCUGAACAGAAUCGACUACUAACUGAUUAUGAUUAUGACUCAUUGAUGCAUUACAGUGAUACCGCUUUCAGUAUUUCCGCUGACCUUAAAACGAUGGUGCCCAAAAAACAAGGAGCGACGUUGGUUCACCAAUGUUUCAAACCAUUUUCACCCAAAGAUAUUGAGAAAAUCAAUAAACUUUAUAAUUGUACUAAUUAAAAGUGAUUAGUUGAUAGAGA